AUGUCACACACAGCAUUCUUCUACGGCACCCUGAUGGCCCCUCCCGUCCUUCAUCGCGUCAUCUGGGGCUCGCAAACACCACCCACACCCGCACACGCCUCUCUCUUAUCUGUCCGCCCCGCGAUCCUUCACACACACCAGCGUCGACAUGUCAAGAACGCAGACUACCCCGCCGUUAUACCGUCCGCGCCAGAGAGCGAAGUUCGAGGGACGCUGGUAGAAGGCUUGACAGACGGGGACAUCUGGCGUCUAGACAUCUUUGAAGGAAGCGAAUACGAGAGACGAGAUGUCAAAGUUAGGGUCCUUGAAAGCAAAGGGCGCGCUGGCGAUCCUGAGCAUAAGGAUAUGGAGGGCGAGGAGGUGCAAGCGCAGACGUACAUCUGGAUAGCAGGCGAGCACAGGCUCGAGACCGAGGAGUGGAACUUCAAUCACUUCGUUAAAGAGAAGAUGAGUCGAUGGGUGGGUAGAGAGGCUGCUGAUGAGGGCUUCCAGGGUAGGACUUCCGUCGGCGGUCCGGCCCGCGUAGGGCGUGAAGGAUGUUUGCUGACAUGUGUGUAG
Macroventuria anomochaeta is the source of this 558-nucleotide messenger RNA. RefSeq lists its product as uncharacterized. NCBI's taxonomy places the organism in Eukaryota, Fungi, Ascomycota, Dothideomycetes, Pleosporales, Didymellaceae. The record is from RefSeq and is a predicted model, not a curated record. The coding region runs from base 1 to 558 and encodes 185 amino acids. The transcript has a single exon.